CAAGCGGCAUUAUACUAUUCUCCAGCUCUGUAGCUCUGCCUAAGAUUGGAAUUCCCAUUCGGCACUUCCGUUAUCAUGAGUUUAUUAUUGGAAUAGUUGGAAUGAAACGUCUGCAAAGGGUUGCUUGGCGGGUUUGUGUCAAUCACCGGCAGGCGAUCAGUAGUAGACAGAUGGGCGGCCAUACUAUGUGGGUUUGCAGCCGCUUGGUUUUGUAGCGGAGAAAAUGCAUUAUGAUCACCCAUUGGAAGCGGCACACCUACAAAGCGCUUAGGAGCAUAGGGGAUGAUAUUCACGGCCCUGUUUGCGCAGAAAAAGUAUAUGAGCGAAGUGUUUUUGGUUGUCGCCGUAAUGCCGUUGAUGGGCGGCAGAGUGAAGUUGUUGAUGGCCCAUCUGGUGCAGAUUGCGGUGAUCUUGGAAUGAACGAUUGGACAAUGGGUUCGCUUUUUCGUGUUGCACAAAUUGAGGCUUUUGAGAAAUUGCAUGAAAAAAAGAUGGCUGGUAUGGACUUCACUAUCCAUGUAGAUAAUGCUUCUAAGGCAGAUGAAAUUAGGGGAGCCAAUAAAAUGGAUUUCCCCAUAGUCACCCAG
Molecule: messenger RNA, 587 nt
Organism: Cuscuta epithymum
Lineage: Eukaryota; Viridiplantae; Streptophyta; Magnoliopsida; Solanales; Convolvulaceae
Source: the annotation of a GenBank genome assembly